AUGGUGAGUGGGCCCGACAGCCGGCCGACAUCAAAGGAGUCAAACGAUGGGCAGACUGGCAGCGACAUUGGUUGGAGAUGGUGCCCCUUAUUCGUUGGCGAGUGGGGCGAGGUGCGAUCAGUGCCUGGUACGACACUUGGCUAGAGGACACACCAUUGGCCUGUUUUACCACUUUCACAUCCUCUUGGCCUCGCUUGACGGUAGCCCAGCUUCUCCAAGGAGACACUCGUCUACUUAUUGAGAGGCAUGGACUACCGUCAGACUUGUUACCAGCCAUCACCAUGACUGAGACGAGUUUUACUGAGGACCAACCCAUCUGGACACUUACCAUAGAUGGCAAUUUCUCUUGUAGCUCCUCUUGGGAGCACUUUAGAAACCGCUCCCCAAAGACAUUUUGGGGAAAUCUCAUAUGGCAUCCAGCCAUCACACCUCGUGUUUCGUUCUUCCUAUGGAAGUUCAUGCACCGAGGACUACCCACCGACGAUCGAGUGAUUGUCACCGAUCAGGAGGUGGAAAGGAGAUGUCAUUGUUGCUCCAUCACGACGGACGAAAGUAUGGAACAUCUAUUUUUCCAUAGUGAUAUCGCUGUCGAGUGUUGGAGUCAACUUCUAGCGAAUUGGCUUCCAAUGCUCUCGUACAGACCUACGAGACCACCACUAGAGGUCUUUAGGAGAGUCAUUGACUCACCGACGAGUGUCAAGGUUAGUCCCUUCAUCCGUAUCUCCAUAGCAUAUAUGUUAUGGGAAAUAUGGAAGGGACGUAACUCAUCUCGAUUUGCAGGCCAAGUGAUGCGUGCCACAGAGAUUAUGAGGCACGUAACACAAUGGCUUCGGAGUACUCAUUCCUUAGUGCCAAACAAAACGAAACGCUCGCGUUCUGUUUGUGAGGCUUUUGGGCUUUGGGGACUCCAUAUCAUACCUACACAGACCUGGACUAUUAUCCGAUCUGUUAGAUGGACACCACCGAGGGCUGGACGGUGGAAACUCAACGUCGACGGAGCAUCUCAAGGCAACCCAGGACCGUCUGGAGGAGGAGGUAUCUUACGCGAUAGUACAGGAUGCAUUCUCUUUGCCUUUUCGAACUUUUAUAAUAUAUGAACUAAUACUGUGGUAGAGGCUAUGACAAUACGGGAUGGUUUGCUUCUUUGUGAGGAGCAAAAUAUUACUAAUAUUACUAAUAUUACUAAUAUUACUAAAGUGUUAGUGGACAUGUUACGUGCAGACUCUUGUCCUCAUUGGAGGCUCAAGAAUAUCUGGGCAAACAUCAUGCGAUGUCAAGGACGCAUCACAACCAUUAUGCAUCAGUUCCGAGAAGGGAAUCAGACAGCCGACGCCCUUGCUACGCAUGGAGUCAGAUCGUGUCGGAGGACAGUCUUCUCUUUUUGGCAGGACAUGCCCCUCGAAGCUCGAGGUGCUCAUAGACUUGAGCGACUCGGCAUACCCUCUUUACGCAUACACCGCACUCCACUACCGACCCCUCCACGGUAGUGGCGUAUCGCUUGGAGGAGAUCAAGGGUGGUUACUAUUGGCCGCUGAAGACCACAAUGGAGAUACAACAUAAGACGGACAACAAGGCACAUCGUAAUCCACUCGGGUACACUACUUCCAAUCAUUACUCUCCUCAUAAUCACCUCACAUCUACUAUCUAUCACCCUCAAGUACUGAGGACAUAAAACUAUCAGCACAUGUUGGCAUCUGCCCACUUUUGAACUAUAGGUCUAUAGCACAUCAGACCUGCUAAACUAGUUGUGAAUCGCCAACCUAGCACCUCUCUCAAGAUCUCAUCAGUACCAUCAGCCAGCUUGAACCCAUGAGAAGGUAAGGAUCUAUAUCCAUAGGAUUGACCCUCUCUCCUCUCUCUCUCUCUCGAUUCUCUAUCUCUUUCUCCCUCCCUUUCUCUCUCUUAAAAAAAAAAAAGAGACAGCCUAGUUCUUUUCCCGAAAUCACUAGCCCAUCAUAGACAAUUAGUGGAGGGUGAGGGACAAGGCCCUCAAAAAAAAAAAAAAAAAAAGAAAAAAAAAAAGAAAAAGGGGGUAACCGACUUCCCUUCCCCUAAUCACUAGCCUAAUAUUCCAAAGGGAAUUACCCUUGUACACCAAAUAAUGGGCAUUAGUGGAGGGUAAAAGAAGAGGCCCUCAAGGAGAGAGAAAGAAGAGAGAGAGAAUAAGAGAAAAGAAAAGAGUUAG
Messenger RNA from Spirodela intermedia, 2185 nucleotides. Lineage: Eukaryota; Viridiplantae; Streptophyta; Magnoliopsida; Alismatales; Araceae. The record is from the annotation of a GenBank genome assembly.